AUGGGGAAGCAGCUAUUUCUUAUUCUCAACUCUAUUCUCUUGUGGUGGUGGAGCUCAAUCACAAUCUCCAAAGCAUACUCACAAAACCAAAUGGAUCGGUUCGAGUUAGCCUUCUUAAAAAACGCAAUACACAAAGACCCAUUUGGGGUCUUGAGCUCUUGGAAUGAUUCUACUCAUCAUUGUGAGUGGCAAGGUGUUUUGUGCAGCAAAAGACAUCCUGGGAGGGUCACAUCUCUGGUCCUGAGAUCACAAGGCUUGGACGGCUUUCUAUCUCCUCACAUAGGUAACCUCUCUUUUCUGAGGGUCAUAUUUCUGCAGAACAACAGCUUACAUGGCGAAAUCCCACCACAGAUCGGCAACUUGCUUCGGCUACGUGUUCUUGUUCUUAGUAACAACUUAUUUGGCGGGCCGAUACCCUCCAAUCUUUCUCGCUGCUUGAACCUUGAGAUGCUGAAUCUCAUAGACAACCAACUUGUGGGGGGAAUUCAUUCCGAUCUUGGUUCUUUAACAAGACUCAAAGGCUUGGGCUUGUAUAGGAACAAUCUUGUAGGUCCUAUUCCUCGUUCGAUUGGAAACCUCUCGCUGCUACAACGGCUCUCACUGGGAGAAAAUGCGUUAAGCGGAGAAAUACCUGAGGAAUUGUCCAGACUCAAGAGAUUGAUACUUUUCCAACUAUCUUCCAACAAACUAACCGGUGAGAUUCCAGCAGGGAUUUUAAACAUGUCUGACAUUAUUACAUUCAGUGUUGGUGAUAACCAGUUGUGGGGAAGCUUUCUCAAUGAUGUCGGCACCACUUCUCCUUCUCUCGCUUUCCUUGGCGCCGGCAAUAACUUGUUCACCGGGAUGAUUCCAUCAACGUUAACGAAUGCCACAGGUCUUGAGCAACUUUUCCUUAUCAACAACGGUUUUCAUGGGCCAAUACCGAAAAAUCUAGGAAGGCUAAAGGACCUUUAUCUAAUUGAAUUGGAUCAUAACCACUUGCAGGAUGACUUGAGUUUUAUUUCUUCUUUAGUUAAUUGUUCCAACUUAAACACUCUCGGGAUGCCAGGGAACUUGAUUCACGGAUCGUUGCCGAGAUCCUUCUCAAAUCUCUCCACCAGCAUUGAGUGGAUUUCUAUGUCAAGCAAUCGGAUCCAAGGAUCUAUUCCUUUAGCCCUCGGAAAUCUUUUCAACUUGUCUUUCUUGGAUUUAAGGAAUAAUUUUUUAACUGAUUGCAUUCCUCAUUCCAUCGGAGCACUUUCCAACUUGCAAAAACUUGGUUUAGGCGGGAACAUGUUGACUGGAGAGAUACCGUCUUCAAUUGGUAACAUUACGUUGUUAAAUGUCCUUAACCUUUCCUCCAACAUUUUAUAA
Messenger RNA from Eucalyptus grandis, 1353 nucleotides. Its product is annotated as putative receptor-like protein kinase At3g47110. Gene Ontology annotation, molecular function: protein binding. Lineage: Eukaryota; Viridiplantae; Streptophyta; Magnoliopsida; Myrtales; Myrtaceae. The record is from RefSeq and is a predicted model, not a curated record. The coding region runs from base 1 to 1353 and encodes 450 amino acids. The transcript has a single exon.